AUGGCGCCACGUAAGGAUGACGGUAAAGAUGAUAUACCUAUAGAAAUGGUCAGCCUGCUAGACCAAUCGAUGGAACAAGAUGAGGGUUUCACCAGGGACGAGGUUUAUACAAGUAAGGGAUGGAUCGAGGAUGUAGAGUGGAAGGGUAAGAAGGUCAAGACAUAUCCGCUGGAUUAUAAUAAAGUGGGACUUGUUAGGAUGCAGAUCGUCACUAACUUGAUCGUGUUUUUGGUAUUCGGGUUGAACGACCAGACUACGGGUUCACUUAUUCCUACACUCACGAGAAGCUAUGGGAUAUCUAAAGUAGUUGUUUCCAAUAUAUUUCUGGUUCAAGUCUUUGGCUACGUGUUAGCAUGUCUAUUGAAUGAAAAGCUGCACAAGAGAUGGGGCAUGAGGGGAGCAGUGAACCUCUCAGCAGGUCUGUUUAUUCUCUUUUUCGCUGUACUUGCACUUCAACCAUCGUCUUUCUUCAUCUACAUGGCCUGCUAUUUACCCAUAGGCUUCGCUCUCGGCAUUCUGGACUCUACAGGAAAUGUGCUUAUAGGCAACCUGGAACAUCACAAGAACGAAUGGAUGGGUGCCAUACAUGGUCUGUAUGGUGCAGCGUCGAUGGUAACCCCUCCAGUUGUCUCGCAUUUUGUGAAAUACGGUCGUUGGGCCAACUUCUUUUGCAUCCCGCUGGGACUCUCUGUUUUGGCUUUGGCGAUUGCAGUGCCGGCAUUUAGGCAUGAGACGGCUGCGAAGUACGAUUAUGUUUGCAACGUAAAUGAAGUCGAAACUGAAUUAGUAGAAGAAGAUAAAUCAGGUGGUUUGACAGUCGUCGCUCUAUUGAAGAACCCAGCGGUAUCACUGUACGCUAUCUACCUUUUCGUCUACCUCGGCGCUGAAGUAUCGACGGGCUCGUGGUUGUUUUCAUAUCUUCUUUCAACAAAAUCUGACGACAAGAUAGCCAUGUCGUACGUUACUUCUUCAUAUUGGACUGGUUUGACCGUGGGCAGAUUCUUGCUCGGGUUUAUCACGAAAAGGGUGUUUGCGAGCGAGUAUGUCGCUAGUCUGGCAUACAGCUUGAUGUGCUUGUUUUUCUACUCGGUGCUUCUCGCCGUAGGCACUAUAAAUACGGAUGCUGGAUGGUACAUCGUGGUGCUAUUCUUCGUUUUAUUCUUCUGUGGAGUCUUCGUCGGACCGCUAUUCCCAAAUGCAAGCAUAGUAGCCAUGCAGGUCUUGCCAAGACACCUCCACGUAGGUGGAGUGGGACUCGCAGUUGCCAUAGGCGGUAGCGGCAACGCUUUACUGCCGUACCUUGUCGGUGUAACACUUCACUUCGCUGGCAUGAAUUGGUUCCCGUUAUUGUGUUGGACAAUGGUUGUCGGUUUUACCUUGAUCUGGAGCAUUUACCCCAAGUAUCUGCCAAUUCCUCUACAUACGUAUUUCCGCCACGAGUUGGAUACAAUUAGCUAA
Molecule: messenger RNA, 1458 nt
Organism: Torulaspora globosa
Lineage: Eukaryota; Fungi; Ascomycota; Saccharomycetes; Saccharomycetales; Saccharomycetaceae
Gene: BSC6
Product: Bsc6p
Exons: 1
Coding region: 1-1458 (485 amino acids)
Biological process (GO): transmembrane transport
Cellular component (GO): membrane
Molecular function (GO): transmembrane transporter activity
Source: RefSeq, a predicted model, not a curated record